CUUCCCCGCCCCUUGUCAGUAAACGCAACCAGGAAAUACAGCAUUUAAAAUGAGACUCUCUCACACACACACUGCUCUGCUGGACUACAUUAUACACUGACUGAAGAGUUUUUUUGGACAACAUGUCAGCCGCUGUUUGCGUCUUUAUCCUGUCAGCAGUGUGCGGACACACAGUGGUGUCAGGAGGCCUCAGCAGACCCACUAAGGUCCGCCUGACCUCUCAGGACAUGAACCUGGUCCUGAGCUGGGACUCGCCUGCAGGACCAGCCGGUCUGCUCUACACAGCGGAGUACAAAUGCUCAGUGAAUUCAUACAGAGCGAGCUGUGUGAAUAUCUCCACCCUUGAAUGUGACUUCACCCGCAUUCCACAAGGCAUAUAUCAGUUUGGAAAGUAUACAGGCAGAGUGCGGGCGCAGUCGGGGACAGAGACCUCCGCCUGGGUGGAAAGUAACAACAUUACCUUGGACAGAGAGACCUUCAUCACUUCACCCAAUGUCUCUCUCCUCUCCAUUGCUGCUGCCAUCGAGGUUAUCAUUGAAGAUCCAGUGUUCAGGAUAUCUUCACUCAGAGCGAUUUACAGCUCAGCUACCUACAACAUCACCUACUGGCAGGACGGCCAGAGGCAAAAGACCAAGAACAUGAGCAACAUCCUGCAGAACCGGGUGGUUCUCAGUGACCUGGAGCCCUGGACCAGGUACUGCGUCCAGGUCCAGAUCAGCACCAGGAGGAGGCCCAACCACCUCAGCCAGCCCAGCACCGCUAUUUGUGAGAGCACCACCAUCGAUGAAGAGGCUCCUUGGGUGGCAGCCGUGGUGACGUUUGUCGUCACGGCGAUGGCAGUGGCUCUGGUGGUGAUUGUGGUGGUGUAUCGGAAACACAUAUCCCGCUUUCUCUGUCCAAAAGACGAACUGCCUCAGCACUUUAAUGAGGACCUGACGAAACGCCAUAACUCGUCCUGGUACAUAGCCAUAGCCGAGGAGAUCUUCCACCAGGUGAGCAUCAUCCCAGACAGCAGUGUCCUGGAGGCAGAGCACCCUCUGGAGGCAGAGCCGCCUCACAACACACAGACAUAGAAGCAGGGGGGGAACCGCAGAGACAAUGAAGAAGAGCUGAUCUGCAGUCAGGUGAGACUGUAACAGAUUAUCAGCAGGGACACUGAGAAACAGUGGAAGCAUGGAUUCUUACCUGACAUCAGAGUUUGAGCACAUUUUCCAGGAGUCUCAUGUGAAACAGUGAAGAGGGGAGAUGGCAGAGCGACAGGAAUGAUAGCUCAUCCUGCUGAUGUUGUUCCUGUGAUGGACAGGUGUAAUGAUGCCCUCAUUUCACCUCAUGCUGAUAGAAGGAGCAUGGCACCCACACAAGUAUUUAUGCUGCCAUGGUCAGGGUCGGGAGGAUUAUUUAAAAAAAAAAAGUAAUUGCUAGUUACCUAUACACGUUUUUUUAAGUAACUUCAUCUGGGUAUUGAAAUAUUAAAAUAAUGUAACCCGAUUGAUGCUUUCCGUUACUCUUGGAUUACCUAAUUGUCAAAUACAGGCUAAUAAAUAAAAGAGAAAAUAAAUAAAUAUAAGAUGUUUUUUACUUAAAGGUGGGGUAGGUAAGUUUGAGAAACCGGCUCGAGAUACACUUUUUGUUAUAUUCCAUGGAAUGCUCUUAACAUCCCGAUAGCAAUGAAUAUCUGAAGUGCUUUGACAACAAAUCCAUAAAAAACAUCAUCUGUGGAAGCCGUAGCGCUGUAAAAAGCACGACAAAUCAUCUGAGCCGGCCCGGCUAAAGUAACCGGAUGGCCUACCUGCCUGUCAGCCUUCCAUCUGUGCACAAACUUAUCUCGUGCCCUCAUUGGUCAUGUGCGCAUUCGAAUGUGUUGGAGGAGGGGCUCUGUAAGGAACUGGCAGAUUUUUCCGGCUGUGUAUUUUCAAAUUCUCGCGCACUCGAGCUGGUUCUUCCAAAAUUACUUACCCCACCUUUAAAACAACAGAACUAUGAAACCUUAGAAAAAAAAUAAACCUACAUAUUUAGUAUGGAAAAUGAAUUAAUUUGAAGGAAAAACUGUCUUUCAUUAAGCAUAUUCAGGCAGUAGCCUAUGCAUCUUAAUCAUAAGAAGUGGUUUUAUUUACAGAGGGUCUAACAGACAUGUUGUAUCAGGAGCAUCAUUCCACUGACAAGCCAACAAAGCAAACACCACUCGCUGCACAUCAUUCCAUUACAAUGAUCUGUUCAUCCCCAAGCCUUGCCAUGGUGCUAUAAGAACCAACAUUUACCAUGUGAUGUAAAACACUGCAUAAUCUGCCGUUCAAUAGGCAUCACAUUUUGUGAAGCAUUCAUAGUUUUAAUAUCCCUUAUUGUGGUAAUAGGACAUUUUCCUAAUUGUAUUUUUAUGGUGAACAUUGAAAACUAAACUAAAUGUAUUUGUCUCUCACAGUUAGCUAAAUGUUUAAACUUUAUUGUUGUACUCAGUUCCACUUGAAUAAAGUAUUUUUGUACUUGU
Gymnodraco acuticeps is the source of this 2485-nucleotide messenger RNA. Its product is annotated as interleukin-10 receptor subunit beta-like. Gene Ontology annotation, molecular function: protein binding. The transcript is spliced from 7 exons. The record is from RefSeq and is a predicted model, not a curated record. Bases 123 to 1073 code for a protein of 316 amino acids. Lineage: Eukaryota; Metazoa; Chordata; Actinopteri; Perciformes; Bathydraconidae.